AUGAAACGAAAUCCUGAAAAGUGUGCAUUCGACGUGACCUCAGGAAAAUUCCUGGGUUUCCUAGUAUCACAACGAGGUAUCGAGGUCAACCCCAACCAAAUCAAAGCCAUAGAAGGAAUACCAGAGCACUUAACCACCAAAAAACAGGUUCAGAGGCUGACUGGCCAUAUCGCCGCCCUGUCAAGAUUCAUUUCGCAAUCAUCCGACAUAUGCCACACAUUUUUCGGCAUACUCAGAAAGGAAAAUGGCCUCCAGUGGACCGCCGAGUGCGCUCAAGCCCUGAAAGAGUUAAAGGCUUACCUGUCAUCACUACCGUUGCUUUCCAAAGCGGAGCCUGGGGAGUGUCUCCUCGCCGUAUCUGAAGUGGCGAUGAGUGCAGUCCACGUCCAAGAAGAUAAAGGGACUUUCCAUAUCAAAGAGCAAAGGUUACAAGAAUACCAGGCCGAGAUCUGCAAACUACUGUCCGAGUUCGACGAAUACCAGCUCGACCGAAUUCCUCGAGCACAAAACAUCGAAGCAGACGGCCUCGCCAAAUUAGCAGCAGACACUAAAAGCAUAACCGGAGAAAGAAACGAUGGAGUACUCCCAGAUGAUAAAAAGGAAGCCAAGAAGAUUCGGAUGCAAGCAGCCAUGUAUAACAUCAUUCAUUACGACCUAUACAAGAGGACGUAUGGCGUCCUAGAAGAAGUCCAUGAAGGCCACUGCGGAGCUCAUUCCGGCAGUUGA
Messenger RNA from Nicotiana tabacum (common tobacco), 726 nucleotides. Lineage: Eukaryota; Viridiplantae; Streptophyta; Magnoliopsida; Solanales; Solanaceae. The record is from RefSeq and is a predicted model, not a curated record.